Molecule: messenger RNA, 2853 nt
Organism: Saprolegnia diclina VS20
Lineage: Eukaryota; Oomycota; Saprolegniomycetes; Saprolegniales; Saprolegniaceae
Exons: 20
Coding region: 13-2796 (927 amino acids)
Cellular component (GO): nucleus
Molecular function (GO): RNA polymerase binding; transcription coregulator activity; zinc ion binding
Source: RefSeq, a predicted model, not a curated record
CCCAGUGCGAGGAUGAGCGAUUCGGACGAAGGCAGCGCGAGCGGGUCCGAGGCCGCGGCGCCGUCGCCCGCGUUCGCCGUCUACUACGAGGGCGUCGUUCGGCGCAAAGCCGGCCAAAAGACCUUGAAGCCAUGCCGGCUGCAAGUCCUCGCUGGCGGCCUGCUCGCCGACGUGGAGCGAGACCGGAUGUACCGCAUUUUGCACGUGCACGAGUGGCUCAUUGACAAGAAGCUCAAGGGCGUCGACGCCGAGAACGUCGGGCUGCGUGUCGACUGCCAGCGCGAGGUGCGUGGGAGCGGGUCCGACGACGACGACGGCAAGGCCGGGAAGGUCACGACGCUAUGGCUGGUGCUGGCAAAGGAAGCCGACCGCCGGCAAUGGAAGCUCUUCUUGCUCGCAUCGCUGUAUCCCGAGAGCAAGGAGGCGAGUCAGGCGCUGCAGUACCUCGAGCAGGUCGCGCAGCAGGAAAAGAUUCGCCAAGCCGAGGUCGAGCGCCGCGCGCGCAUUGCGACAGAGCAGCAAGAGCACGAAGAGCUGCAGCGCUCCAAGAGCCUUCGCCUCAAAGCUAAGAAGAAGGCCAAAGAAAAGGCUGCCAGAGGCCCCAAGAGCGACUGGAAGGCGUACGAAGCCGAAGACGGUCAAGUCUACUACUUCAACGCGCGCACCGGGGAGAGUAGAUGGGACAACCCCGAAGUACCGGUGCCAGUCGUCGUUGCCUCGCUUGCUGUCACCGCUUCGCCGGGCCUCGACCGCCGUCGGUCGUCCAAGAAGAAGCCCAACGAGUCAGCAUCGCGCCCGACACCCGAUGACGCACCUGUCGUCAUGAGCGACGACGAGCCGACCGCGGUCGUUGCCGUCGAGCCACAGCCGGAAGCCGCCACCAAACCACCGUCGACCAAGAAGCUUCGGUUCGAAGAUGAAACCAGCGAGGACGAUGCGCCAACGAAGAAGACGAUGGCGUCGACCCUUGAGAAGCUCCUUGGCGCGGGGCCGCAGCCCAUCAAUCGGUCGCCCAGUGCGAACGACGACGUUGUUGACACCGCCGUCGACGCGACCGAAGCGGUGGACCCGACGCUCUCGACAGCCGAACGCCUUCGGCUCAAGCGCCAGCAACGACAAGGCAGUCUGUUUGCGAUGGAAGAGGACGAUACCGACGCCUUUCUGCGGGAGCUCGAGCUCAAGAAGCAGGCGCAAGCCGCCUCAACGGCCAACAACAAGGACGCGGACAAGGACGCGGACAAGGACGCGGACAAGGACGCGGAUCCCUUUUCAUUUCCCAUGGACGAGUGGGGCGACGUCGAAGCCCAAGUGCUGCAAGAAGCUGCUGCGGUGACCCACACAAGCAACGACGUAGCUCCUACGCCGCCAGUCGAUGAGGUUCACGAGCCGGUCGGCGCCAAACGAGCCAAUCCAGCAAAAAAAGCGAAAAAAAGCAAAAAAGCCGAAAAGAGCAAGGCGCCCGUCCCGCCGUCGCAGCCAGCGCCACCGGUCGCAUCUGUACUGCCGCUGCAAAAGCCACGCAAGAAAAUGAUUCCCAAAAAAAUCCAAAAAAUGAAGUCGAAAAAAGCCGUGCUCGAAGCGUCGACGUCGUCGAGCGACGAGCCGCUUGCGGCACCGGUGGCAACCACCAAGCGCAGCCGGUCGACCAAACCGACCAAGAAAGUCAACGUCCUCGACGACAGCAGCAGUCCAAACGAGGCUGUCGCCGCGACAACACCCGUUGUCGACCACGUCGUGCCAGACGCGCCACCGUCGUCGUCCCUCUUGCCCAACAGUCCCGAAGCGUGGUCGGAGCACACGGCACCGGACGGGCGCACGUACUACUACAACGCAGUCACGGAGAAAAGCGUAUGGAUCAAGCCCGCCGAGCUCACACCGGUGCAAGCGCCGCCGUCCCCGCGCGCCGACCCGCCGCCGUCCCAGCACACGGCGAUUGUCGCGUUCGAUGUCAAAUCUGCGCGUCCCGUGACCGAGCUGCUGCCGCCACAGGUCGACACGCAAGACCUCUCGAUCUGCCCGCACUGCAAGGCCGGGCCGCCCACGCAGCGGUGUCUCGAGUGCGCGACCAUCUUUUGUGACGCGUGCGUGGUCGCGCAGCACGAGCGGUAUGGUACCCUGCUCAACCAUACGCUGGCGCUCGUGUCGGUGCCGUUUUGCCAGUGCUGCGAGUCGGCGAGCGCGACGCAGGAGUGUCUCGAGUGCGUCCAGCGGCACCUCUGUGACGCGUGCGCGUCCUUUGUGCACCGCAAGCCGCCCAAACAUACGCACACGCGCCGUCCGAUCCUCCACCCGCCGACGACACCCGUCCGACCGUCGACGCCCGUGCCGUCACCGCCCGUGCCGUCGCCAAUGACGCCGUUUCCAGGGGGCUAUGCGAUGCAAGCGCCAGGCUUUCCGAAUAUGCCACCGGUGGUCAUGAUGAUGAUGCCGCCCAUGAUGAUGAUGCCACCGCAAGGCGGCUACGGCAUGUUUGGUGGCAUGCCGGGACCGAUGCCGGGACCGAUGGUAGGUCCCGAAGCGCCGCCGUCGGUGUACGGACCGGCUCCGGCCAAGCAAGAGCCGACGACACUGCCGCGGUGUGCGACAUGCGCUGGCUGGGGCGUCGACCUCGUGCAGGACAGCGGACGGUGCCGCCACUGCGAGCGGCUCGGUGGUGCCAGGGCACCGACGGCCACACCGACGUCGACACCGGCAUCGGCACCGAGUGGCCCCACCAACGUGGUGUUUGAGCCCAAGACGGACCUCGGCGACGUCGAGUGGGACGACGACUCGUCCGACGGGUGGGCGUCCGACUAGUCAGUGCCAACAUAACACGUACACAUUGUCAUGUGUUACUCGCCAUCGACGAUCCCA